This is a messenger RNA of Gopherus flavomarginatus (Mexican gopher tortoise), 1422 nucleotides long. It is a transcript of the gene CST7, whose product is annotated as cystatin F. The transcript has 4 exons. The record is from RefSeq and is a predicted model, not a curated record. Gene Ontology annotation, biological process: immune response; positive regulation of myelination; negative regulation of microglial cell activation. NCBI's taxonomy places the organism in Eukaryota, Metazoa, Chordata, Testudines, Testudinidae. Gene Ontology annotation, molecular function: cysteine-type endopeptidase inhibitor activity. The coding region runs from base 1 to 438 and encodes 145 amino acids. Gene Ontology annotation, cellular component: lysosome; endoplasmic reticulum; late endosome.
AUGAGUUUUGGCUGGGGCUUGGCUCUGCUUUGCUAUUUAAGUCUAUGGGACUUAGCCAGGACCUCUAAUGUUCUCUACCUGCAGAAGCCGAAUUCCACCACCAGACCUGGAUUCCCCAGACCCAUGAACACCAAUGACCCCGGCGUUCGCAGAGCCGCUCGCUUUGGGGUUUAUCGCUAUAACAACAGCUCAAACGACAUUUUUCUAUUCAAAGAGUCUCGUAUAACUAAAGCAAUGGUGCAGGUAGUCAGAGGGCUGAAAUACAUGCUGAAUGUGGAAAUUGGCCGGACGGUGUGUGACAAGAGGGGACACUCCAACUUGGACAGCUGCGACUUUCAGAAGAAGAAAAAGCUGCAACAAAUGUUCAGAUGCUAUUUUGAGGUCUGGACUAUCCCCUGGCUACACCGAGUCCAAGUGCUGCUUGCUCUCUGUCACUGAUCCAGCUUCCCCAGCCACAGCCACACCUGCCUCAAUGCACUCACAGUGAGGAUUUCGGUACUGUCUGUUUUCUGUUAGCAGCAGAGACCAGUGAAGAAUUGCUGCAAAGAGAUUAUUCCAGUGAAUGGCUCUUUUUCAAGUAUGACUCCUUGGGAAGAUAGUUGAAAAGUCUACACCACAAAACCCACCGAGCAACAGGAUCUUAGCGAAUCAGGUUAAUGUUUACUGCUGUCCAGCUGAGGCAUUUUGACAAAUUAACUAACCUGCAGAAGACAGUUUUAUUUCUCCAAUUGACACUGGCCCACCAGUCAGAUGGAAAGUAAACUAGAUUCUAACUGCAUUAGCUGAAACAUCCACAUACAGUCUAAAUGGACUAUGGUGGCCAGCUGUAUAUGAUUUCAGCUGCUGUAUGGCAGAAGUGACACAAACUAGGCAGCACUUGUACAUUAUCCACAAUAACCUAUCCAUGCACAUGCUGAGAAAUCUUAGGGAAAAUGUUGUUUUGCCAUCUCCUGCAGCAUGGGGCAUGGGUCACUUGCUGGUGGAUUCUCUGCAGCUUGAGGUCUUCAAACCACAAUUUGAAGACUUCAAUAACUCAGGCAUAGGUUAGGGGUUUGUUAUAGAAGUAGAUGGGUAGGGUUCUGUGGCCUGCUUUGUGAAGGGGGUCAGACUAGAUGAUCACAUUGGUCCCUUCUGACCCUAGAAUCUAUGAAUCUAUUCUAAGAGGAAUAAAUUGUCUGCACAGUUUUAUUUUACUGAAACUCGGUUACUUGAUUAUAUUUUUGUAAUUCAUCUGGGAAUUAAGCUACACUCUGUUCAGUGUCCAGUUAUUCGCCUUUUCCACUUGAAAUGUUGGUUGCCAAGAGCUCAGGUCUAAGAGGGUGAAUCAGCUCCCAAUGGCACUCGAUAACCCUUCAUCACUGACUCUUCUCACCUGUGCUUCACGCUGAAUGGCCAAACCCACUUGGGCCAUCAGCCGGAGUC